ACUCGACACGCUGUACGCCAAACCCCCAUCCGACAAUUCCGUCUCUCUCUUCAUUGGCGCUCAAAAGCUUAUAUAUUCACACCUAAACAAAAACAUGCUCUGCUCAACUUCAAUUGCUGAGCUCUAGUUUAUCAUUUGGGUUCUGUUGCUUCUGUAAUUUCUCCUUUUGGAAGGCACAUUUUCAGCUCCAAACCUCGUCGUUUUGUGUAUCUUCUUCAGCUUUCUCCUUCACGCUCUUCGAGAUUCCAACACCCACCCAUUGCUUUCCUAAACCACACACUAUAUUUUGCAGCAAAAGUAAAAGAUGAAUGCCAGAGUCCGCGGCUGCACUCAAACCGUCAAAGCUCAUAAUCAUGACAAGAAGGUGAAGCAAUUAGAAACUGGGAGGAGCAAGACGAUGGCGAAUGACAAACCUGGGAUUAUCAUAAAUCGGCACAGAAUGAACAGAGAAAGAAAAAUAGCAUUGCUACAAGAUGUUGAUAAGCUGAAGAAGAAGCUCAGACAUGAAGAGAAUGUUCACAAGGCAUUGGAAAGAGCUUUUACUCGACCUCUAGGAGCUCUCCCUCGUCUUCCUCCAUAUCUCCCUCCUUAUAUACUAGAACUUCUUGCUGAAGUAGCUGUUCUAGAGGAAGAGGUUGUUAGGCUAGAAGAACAGGUUGUAAAUUUCAGACAAGGGCUCUAUCAGGAAGCUGUAUAUGUAUCAUCCUCCACCAGGAAUUCGGUCGAUUCCGCCGACACAAUGGAUCCCAUAUCGACCAGAAUUUCGAAGCACCGAAGAACGAAAUCAUAUUGCCAAAAUGAGUUCAAUUCUGCAAACUCAAUAGCCAAGCUGCAGCCUGCACUGGCUAGAUGUUCUUCAAGUCGAAAGCUAUUGUCGAACGACAACUUCUUCGAUCGUAAUGGAAACUGUUGUAACAGAUUUGGCAAUGGGAAACAUGUUCCUGGGAAAUCGAGUUCCUUUUUGUUUCUUCCAGAAGAUGGGCAGGGAAAGGAGAAUGAAUCAUAUGCAAAUUCUGUGAAAAGUAAGCCAUCUCCUGAAAAGAAAGUUGAUAGAAUUAUAAGCCCAUUGAAGAAGUCCCCUUUCAAGCAAGAAUUUUUGGAGAAGAACUCAAGUCCUUUGAAGUUUCAGCCGGAGUUUAGAUUGGAUCGAGAAAAAGCAAAGGACAAUGCAUCUAGUUUGUUUGAUGAUAUAGAGGGUAGUAGCUCGCCAAACAAAAUUUCUGAGGACAUUGUGAAGUGUUUGUGUUCCAUUUUCAUAAGACUGAGUUCAUCAAAAGACAAAGCUAUGGACUCAUCAGAUACUCAAACUUCAAACGGAUCAGCAGAGUUGCAAGAUCCUUAUGAGGUCUGUUCAGAUUUCAAAUGUAGGAACAUUGGUCCCUAUAGACAUCUCUGUGCAAUCGAAGCUAGCUCCGUGGAUCUCAACCGAUCAAGUAGCGCAGUUCAUCUAACUCAUAGGCUAAAAAACUUGUUCCAGAGACUCGCCUUGGUUAACUUGGCAGGUCUUAACCAUCAGGAGAAGCUAGCUUUCUGGAUCAAUAUCUACAAUUCAUGCAUGAUGAACGCAUAUUUAGAGCAUGGGAUACCUGAGAGUCAUGAAGGAGUUGUCACAUUGAUGCAGAAGGCAACAAUUGUUGUGGGAGGACACCUUCUAAAUGCAAUAACAAUCGAGCAUUUCAUCUUGAGACUUCCUUAUCAUCUGAAGUUCACCUGCCCAAAAGCAGUAAAGCACGACGAGAUGAGAGCACGCAGCGUGUUCGGAUUGGAAUGUUCUGAACCGUUGAUUACGUUUGCACUCUGUUGUGGAAGCUGGUCGUCUCCCGCGGUGAGAGUGUACAGAGGAUCAAAUGUUGAAGAGGAGCUAGAAAUAGCAAAGAGGGAGUAUUUGGAGGCAGCCAUUGGGAUUUCAAAGAGGAGCAAGAAGUUGAUGAUCCCAAAGGUUUUGGAUUGGUACUUACUUGACUUCGCAAAGGACAUGGAAUCACUGUUGGAUUGGGUUUGCUUGCAGCUUCCAAAUGAGCUGAGAAUUGAAGCAGCUAAAUGCGUUGAGAGGAAAGGGAGAGAGCCUGUCUCACAAAUUGUACAAGUAAUGCCAUAUAAUUUCACCUUCAGAAUGCUGCUGUUACACACAUGAUGAAACACAAACCAACUAACUAACUUUAUUUAUUUUAUUUAUUUAUUUAUUUAUAAUAUCUCAGGUCUUAUAAGUUAA
Cucurbita moschata (crookneck pumpkin) is the source of this 2212-nucleotide messenger RNA. RefSeq lists its product as uncharacterized. Bases 305 to 2134 code for a protein of 609 amino acids. The record is from RefSeq and is a predicted model, not a curated record. The transcript is spliced from 12 exons. Lineage: Eukaryota; Viridiplantae; Streptophyta; Magnoliopsida; Cucurbitales; Cucurbitaceae.